Molecule: messenger RNA, 789 nt
Organism: Papaver somniferum (opium poppy)
Lineage: Eukaryota; Viridiplantae; Streptophyta; Magnoliopsida; Ranunculales; Papaveraceae
Product: protein NETWORKED 4B-like
Exons: 1
Coding region: 98-568 (156 amino acids)
Source: RefSeq, a predicted model, not a curated record
UUCCGAGUCGCGCAUUCAGUCACUAGUAGACGAUUGUAAUAGGAUCGAACAGGAAAAGAUAGAAUUUCAAGUUUUGCAGGAGAAUCGUGAAGCGGAUAUGCACAGCGAGAUGGAGAGAUUGAAAGCAGAGAUUGUUGAGAAAGGGAACCGGCUGGAAGAGUUAAACAAGACCCUGGAUGGUCUUAAACUCAAUUUUGAUACAUUAACAGCAGAACGAGACGAGCUGAAUGCAAAGGUAAGUUCUUUGGUUGCUGAUAUUGGGUCUAGAGAUGAAAAGAUCUGUCCAAUGGAAGAGCAUUUGCACAAGUUACACAUAGAGCAUGUGGAGUUAGUGUCAGCGUGCGAGGAAGCUAGGAAACAAGCGGAGAAUCAAGCAAGAAGGCUGAGAGAAAUGGAAGAAGAGGUGGAGAAGCAGAGAAUAGUGAUAACAGAUGCGGCAGAAGAGAAGCGGGAAGCAAUAAGGCAGCUGUGUUUCUCCAUGGAGCAUUACAGGAACAAUUACGAUGACCUUAGAAAUGCAUUUCUUGGUCACAGGAAGCAGACACCAUCUCCAGUAUUAGCUUCUUGAACCGAGGUGAUGCAUAACAGUAAGUAUAACAUCGUAAUUGAAGAGAAUCCAAUCCAUCCUUGAACUCUCUUUCUUUUUUAAUUUAGAGAGUUGAGAGACUACUACUAGGCACCACUAUUUUGUAAGUUUGUAUGUAUUUUGAGUUUCUUUGUCCUUGAAAUGUUGUUAUUAUUGAGUCUAAAACUGGGUAAUCUAAUGCGUACAGUUAUUUUAAGUAGCUU